AUGUCUGAUAGCCACGACUCCACAGACACGAUAGGGAAUAAAUAUUCACAGCAGGGACAUCAAGGUCGGCCGCGUAACGUGGUACUCUAUGGGGAGAGUGGGGUAGGCAAAAGCUCGCUCAUAAACCUUAUCAUGGGUCGUGAUGCAGCGAAAACAUCUCCUGAUGCCCUCGCAUGUACUACUACACAUGCUCCAUAUGAUGCGACGAUCAGCGGGCAACACUUCAGGCUGUGGGAUACAGCAGGGUUUAAUGAGGGCUCAGAAGGCACAGUGCCUGCGGUGAUGGCUGAAAGAAACUUGACUGCGUUCCUCCGAGGUCUUAACCAGGAAGAUGGUGUCCAUCUUCUUAUAUACUGUACUCACUACAAGAUAUUCUCGGCAGUUAUCCGUGAUAGCAAAGUGCCCACGAUUAUUGUGGUGACGUGCCUGGAAGACUUCCGUCCUGUGAUGGCAGAGUGGUGGAACGAGAACAAGGACGAGCUUGCAACGUAUGGAAUGCAAUUCUCUGGAUAUGCUUGCGUCACCACUUUGAAGGAUGAACCCACAGAGUCCCCGGAUAUUCACCAACGUCAUGCACAGUCCUACAAUGAUGUCUGCAGAAGCAUUCUAGACCAUUGUUCGCAAACUCCUCACAAAACGUGGGGCACUGAAGAUCAGCGAAGCUUCCUCGCGAUUUUGCUGCAGAAGUUAGCUCGUUUUGUUGGAGGAGCUCACCGUGACCAGGAUGCCUUAAAAGCAUCUUUGUCGUAG
This is a messenger RNA of Suillus fuscotomentosus, 750 nucleotides long. Its product is annotated as P-loop containing nucleoside triphosphate hydrolase protein. The record is from RefSeq and is a predicted model, not a curated record. The transcript is spliced from 4 exons. Gene Ontology annotation, molecular function: GTP binding. Lineage: Eukaryota; Fungi; Basidiomycota; Agaricomycetes; Boletales; Suillaceae. Bases 1 to 750 code for a protein of 249 amino acids.